AUGGAACAGGAGGAUCAAAGUGUAAAGCAACCUGAGAAGGUGAAUGUCAUCUUCGAGGAUUUGACAGAUGAAGAAGAGGGCCAUGCUUCUCAACAGACAAAGGUUAUUAGUAACAGUUCAGCGGUAAAAAGUGAGGAAAAUAAAUACGGUAAUACGAAGAAGAAAAAAGUGGAAGCAAUAAGAAUGUUUACAAUACUAGACAUCUUGACAGCUGAGGGGGAAUUUGAUGGAUUUGGAUCUGCAGAAAGAAUGUGUAGUAAUGUGUCAGAGAGUGCGGUUGAACAUGAAAAUAGAAACGUGAAAGAACAUUCUCCGAAACCUAUAAAAGAAAGAAAAGGAUUAGCUAAACAAAAACAAUAUGUGAAAGAGAUGAACUCAAAAGGGACAAAUACGGUCGCUGAAGUGGCUGCUGUAGUACCUGAAGCAAAAGAGGAUACAGUGAAAGAAAGAAAUACCGAAAUAAAGCAGACAAAAAAGAAGGAGUUCCAGAAAGAAAUACAUCACAUAUUGCUUGAUGCAGUGGUAAAAGUAGGGAUUCCAAUGGUUCCUGGAACAACUGAAGUUGAGACGGCACAAAAAAUCGCUGAAAGCUUGAUAGAGGCAACAGAGGCUAUCAUGAAACUUUAUGGAGAUGUAUAUGGAGAGAUUUCACCAAAGCCCAUUACAGAUGAGACAGCGCAUACAUCACUAGUUCCAAGCUCUGAACCAAACAUUUUGCAAACUGAAGUUGUUGAUCAUGAACCACGACGAUAUUGCAUAUGUCAGAGUACUGACGACUCCUCAUUCAUGAUAUGUUGCGAUUUUUGCGAAGUAUGGUACCAUGGAGAUUGUGUAAAGGUUGAUGCAGUCCUGGCUAAGCGUAUGGAGAAGUAUGCUUGUCCUUACUGCAAUGAGAAAGAUGAAAACCAAAAAACAGUCUAUCGUAUUACGAAAAGGGGCCGUAAGAAGCGAACAGCCAAUGCGAUGACAGUUGACAUGCAGAAGGAAGGAAGUAGUUCGAUGCCUAUUGUGAGUGGUGAAAUGGGACAAGAAGAGAAGCGAGAUGGUCGGGAAUGCCACAACUGUAUCAACUUUUCAUCUCACUGCGGCAGUUGUAAUCAUUGUCAGAACUCUGUGGAACCAUGUUUGAAGCGCAUUUGUCUAAUCUCUGAUUGCUGCAAUAAAGGUGAGAGAAAUAGGCGCAAAAUGAAGAAUGGCGCCAAAUGUAUAGCAAAAAAUACGUCAGUUUUAGACUCAGAAUCAGUUGUAUAUUCAUUCUCAUCAAGAGGCCGAAGAAGACGAAUGAAAUAUGUGAACAUGACCGAAUACGAGGACAGUGACAAUGGAAAUGAGGAUGAUAGUGAAGAGAAAGAUAGUUUGUGGAAACAUACUGCUUUCUCAGUACCUGACACUAAAAAACGUCGCAAACGCAUGGGUUCUAGAAGAAACAAACGCAAAAAUCAGAAAAAUGGUGGUAGUUUGCAGAACAAUGGUGGUAGUUUGCAGAAAAAUAUAGCAACAAAAGGAGUUGACAGUGGCUUGUCCGUUACAUCAACACAACGAGAAGAACCUAGCUGUAGACUACCUAAGGAACGCGAGAUCUCAAACAAUAGCUCGUCUAUGGAAAACAUCAGGUUUUUGCUGAAAAGGGCUGCUGAACAAAAUCAAAAAUAUAUGGAAGGUUUACAAGUAUUAGCAAGGUCUCAUCGAGAAAUUCAAAGAUGGAUCGAAGAGGUGAAUUCUGCUUCGGGCGCUUUGGCUUGUUUAGCGAAACUGGUUAUAGAAAAUACAGAACAUUACUUCAUACGUAGUGCGGGACAAUAUGACUUCAAUUCGAGUUAA
This is a messenger RNA of Thelazia callipaeda (thelaziosis nematode), 1821 nucleotides long. The record is from the annotation of a GenBank genome assembly. Lineage: Eukaryota; Metazoa; Nematoda; Chromadorea; Rhabditida; Thelaziidae.